Molecule: messenger RNA, 43621 nt
Organism: Cinara cedri
Lineage: Eukaryota; Metazoa; Arthropoda; Insecta; Hemiptera; Aphididae
Source: the annotation of a GenBank genome assembly
AUGAAGAAGCAAAACGUCCGCACAUUAUCAUUGAUCGUUUGUACGUUCACCUAUCUGCUCAUCGGUGCCGCCGUGUUCGACGCCCUAGAGUCCGAGACGGAAAUACGCAGGAAACAUGCGCUAGACUGUAAGAGGAGUUAUUAUAUGUAUACAUAUAGAUAAUUAUAUUACAAUGCACCCGAAUAUAUACCGAUAUCAUAAUUAUAUUACAUAACCGGUCAACAGUGUGUAGAAAACACCGUCUCAGGUAGCACAUUACAAAAUGUACACAACUAGUCGGAUACGCACUUGUUGUCGGAAUUAAACGAUUAUAGAAUGAUUUCUCGCCAUACCCGGAGAGCGGAAAGUAACUGAUAAAAAUAAUGCUAUUGUGUAAACAUAAUUAAGGCUAAGACUGCUGGGGAGGUUUUUAAGACAUUGGGUCAGAAUGAGUCUUUUGAAACGGCAUAUAAUAGAGAAAGUUCAACCAACACGGAAAUUAUAUUUUGUAAAAUUUCUAAAAUCUCACUAAACUUUUAAAAUAAACUCGCUUACGUUUUGGCUUAGGAUGAAUCGGAUAGAGUCCAUAAAAACAUGCCCGGGAAAUCGGGUUUAGUUUUGAAGUGGUUUCCUUGAUGACCAUGACGCAUGCUUUAUUUUUAACCCUAAGUGCAGUUGAAAUUUAAUGUUUUCAGUUUGAGCCCAAAGAAGAGUUGCGCAAGACUAUGGUUUUCGGAAAAUAUUGGGGUUAAACUUUAAAAAGACUGACAAAAAUAAAAACAUACGUACAGUCGUACAUGUACAUUGCAAUACAUUUUGCAGCGCACGACUCGUGUUUUUGACGCGAACUUUCGUUCCAAUGAAAACCGUAUUACUCGGCCUGUCACGAUUUGACAGGGUUUUAUAAAAUAAUAUAUUACAUAUCGUUCCGGCAAAUUUAAAAAUACAAGAAACCGUCACUUAUUAAUGUUAGCCGUCCGCUUUUGUUAAGGUUUUGAUAAACCGGAAUACGCUGUAUCCGUGCGGAACCGUAACCACCCAUCAUUAUACCGCACGCGAUACGUUUGUGGAUUUCUCGUAAUUUUUCAAAAGUCAUUUCGUGUUUGAGAUGAAAAAUUUAAAUUAAAUACAAUUUCAAAAAAAAAAAAUAUCAUUGUUUUAUUUUGUAUGGAGAAUACUCCAUCCGAUAUAAUAGUACCCAGUAAUAAUCAUCUGUGUGUUAAAAACAUAAUAAAUCAAUUAAAAUAUCAUUAAUAAUUUUUUUUUUUCAAAUUAACAUACCUACCAAUAAUUGUUACUUAUUUUUUUAUGAAGGGAUGGCAGUCCACAAAAUUCAAAAAAUCAUAAAUAUUUCAGACAUUCAAAAAUGGGCUCGAUGAAUAUGUCAACAUUCAUCAGUAAUUGUUUUCAACAAUCGUGAUUGCUUUUGGAUAUUCUCAGUAACAUAAUGAUAUUAUUAUAAUAUACUAUGAUGUGUGUGUGAAACGAGGACGGUUCGGCAUUAACCCCUGGCUUAUAGGGUAUUAAUUAAUUUGAUAUUUAUUCACUCGGUAUAAUUUAUAUUGAUACAAUAAGGCUCGGAAAGCCCCGAAAGCCGCAGCUUGAAGGACUGCUCGUUAGCGUUGAUAAAUCGCAUAGAAUUUAAAUGUAGUCAUAUUUAGCUCCUGCGUCUCCAAACCGAAUCCACCGGGAUUUUUCGUCACUUCGACCGGAUUACAUAAAGGCUUCUAUAAAACCUGGAGUAAUUACAGUUUAAUCCACCUGAAGAUAGUUACUAUGGUGAUAGUUAUUAUCACAAUGGCACGUGAUAGUUAAUUAUCACAAAAAAUAGAGUUCACAUGAUUAAACUCCAAUAAUGUUCUUUCGGAUUUUUCUCAAUUAUUUUGAAAAUAACUUAGAAAAAUAAAAAUAACCUGAAAAGGUGCUACAAUUGAUACUUAGGGGAGCAAGAUUUUUGGUAAAAAAGUAAUUCACAGACAGAAAACAAUAUAAGGAAAUAUAAAAAUUAAAAAUUCAUAAAUCACAGUAAAACCAAUAGAUCCUUCGAUACGCUCCGAAUCUAAAACCACUAAAUGAAUUAUUAUAUCAUGGCGUAAACGCGGAUCGAGUUUGUUUAAAAGUGUUUUCUUUUAUUAUAAUAUAUUUAUAUAAUUACACAUAACGCUAUAACGGUAAAUAUAUAUAUAUUCUAUAACGUUGCAAACAGACAUUUUUAAAAGUAUAAUUUAUUUCAUGUAAGUUUUCAUAAACGAAAUUCGGUUAUAUUUACUGAAAUUACAACAUCUGCAUUGUAUAAAAUUACAACAUAAAUAGGUACAUUAUUAUUUUUCUCGGUGUUCAAGGAAUAUGAUAAAAUAUAUUUUUCUUCUUUUUUAAAAACCUGAAAGAUAUAUUUGAACCAGAUUUAAACUAUAAACAUACGUAUCAUAAAACUAUAAAAAUAAUGAACUUACCUCAUUUUAAUAUUUAGGGUGGACUGAGACAAGCUUACUAAACAUGUCUACUGAUUAGGAAAGUAGGUAUUCUAUACCUACCUAAAAGCCAGAGAUUUACCAACAUUUUAGAAGACUGUUCAAAUUGAUCAUAAAAGUGAAAGAUCAUAGUAUACAUGGUUUUCAAUUUUAGAAGUAAAAUUUUAUUUCUAGUUAAAUGUAAAACCAUUAGCUUCUUCGCCCCACUCAGAAUUUAAAAUAAUACAAAUAACAUGAAUCAUACUAUUAUUCUAGUACAUAGUAUAAAAUUCAGUAUGCACAUGACAAAAAGAAAACCAAGUAAUAUGUGAUGCUAAUCUUAGUUUUGGUCACAACCAGGUUACUGAACACACAUAGAAAAUGUCGCCUGUUAAUAUUAGCAAAGUUUGCUAAUUUUUCUAAACGAACAAACUGAAAUUUUUUGUUUCCGAUGUUUGAAACGUUUGUUUUUUUUUCAAAUAUGCUGAGAGACAGAGAGUUUGAAUUUUUGUGUUUCGAGCUCAGGCAUGAAAUUACUCUUUCAAAUUGAUUGAACACAACAAUGAUGAAUAAAGGCAUUACAGAGAUAAGAAUAUUUGUCCACUUGUAUUUUUCUUUGGGGUCCAUUAGUUUUACUAUAAUGUGUGUGUGUGUGUGUGUAUGUUUUUUUUUCUGUAAACAAAUUUUCAAACAGAAAAUUUGCCUCAAUAUAUAGAUUACAAUAAAACUAUUUUGUUUCAUUUCAGGUCUAGUUGCCACAAUAAAAAUGCCAUUUUUUAAUUUCUCAAGGAAUUUUUCACAUAAUUGGUAUACUAGAUAUAAAAUUUUUUAUACGAAAAACGUCAAAUAUUUACGGCAAACAGUAGUGUUACCGGUUUCAUUGUUUUUAAUUUAUAUGCACUAUGUUUUCUUCCAGAAAAAUAUUGCUCUAAUAUGAAAACGAUAAGAAACUUUUCUUAUUGAAUUUUUAACCUAGUUAGUGAUUAAGUCGGUUUUUGGUUUUUGGGGGAAAACUGAAAAAAAGUUAGAAAGAAUGGAUAAGUUUACGUAAAACAUGGUUUCAUUAUUGUUGUUUUUGUUUUUUUGUUGUAAUUCAAUUAAAAAUAUUCAUAGAAACUUGAAUCAAUUGAAUGACAAAAAUCUUACAUUUGCCUCUUCUAGAUUUUGUAAAAUGUUCAUAAAAUUUUGGUGACUUUAGGGCUAUUUAUAGACAUUUUAAGUUAGCGAGUUUUUUACGUAGUUUUAUUUUAGUAGGUGCUAUGUGGUGAUAAUUGUUUAACCAAAUGGAUUUUUUUUAAAAUUGAAUAGGUAUAAAUUAAAUAACUUCAUGUACCCUAUUUUCUUAGCAGUAUAGGAUCUUUUAUUUUUAUUUUUCUUAGUGUACACUUUUAAACUAAUUUAACCGGUUAUGAAUAAAAUGUAUAAUCAGAGAUUCAAAAUUCGGAACUUGAGUUUUUUUUUAAUUUUAGUUUCUGCAUUGAAUUUUGGACUUUUUGACAUUUUUUUCUGUCGAUUUUAGAGUUUCUUUGGUUAUACUCGGGGAAAAAGUCGACAACCCAUCAAACCUUACCUAAAUCCAUUUAUAAUCUUAUUUUACAUUUAGAAAUGGUUUUUCGUCGCAUUCUAAGUUUAAUCUUCUCAAUUUCCUGGCUUCACGCUUCAUUUUUUGAAAUUUCUCCAAAAAAAAUAAUAAAGGAUGAAUUUAUUUAUAGUUGAAUAUUAUCGGCUUGUGACCAAUGACUAUACCACGUUGUCAUGGAAUAUAAGAUUUCUCGUUUGAUCUCUAAAUUCGAGCAACGUUGGGCCUAGUUAAUACUUGGAGCUUGUUAGCUGACCAUUUGAGAAGACUGCUGCGUGCUGUUGGCAUAAUUUUUUUUUAUGAUGAUUAAUUUAUAUAAUUAAAACUAACUUGAACUUAUAGUUAUAAGAGUCAGAGUUCUAAAAUAUUGCUGAUUUUACUUUUUAACUUAUUAUAUCGUUAUAAACGAAUAGUAUAAUAAAUAUUGUGCCUAUAUAUAUAUUAAUUUUAUUAAUAUAUAUAUAUAUAUAUAUGUGGUUCCGGUGUGUAAACCGAAAAAUAUUGUGGCGGAGUCUCUGAGUAGCGGAUUUUAUCGUCUUGCGUAUAAUCACCACGGCGGCGAUGGCGGCAAAUUGAUCUAAAUCCUCACUGGAAACGAGCAGCUGCCGUUGUGAUGGGAUUAAGUACACACUCGUAAUGUUUAAAGCCCGACACGAUUCACGAAAACGAAAUAAUUUAAAUAGAUAUUUAUAUAUUCCUUAAAUAAUAAAAUAAUAAAACAUGUUUACGAAAUUGUGAAAGUAGAAAAUAAAUACGGUCCUCUAAACGUCUGAAUAAUAAUUACAAAAUUAAAAUCACAUACCCGUGGGCCAUACUUGACAAAAUUUCAAGAAAACUUGAACUCUCUAUUAUCAAACUCACAAUAACUCAUAUUCACCUUACCCCUUUAGUACUUGAUGAAAAAAGAAAAUCCUCCUAUAUGUACCAGUUGUGGCCUCGCAGUGAAACACGUCCUCAUCGAAUGUGACACAUCAGAGGCGGUUUGAGCGCUCUUACAGGAGGUACACUGCGCUCCCAAGAAAUAUGGUGGAGGAAGGGGUAUGGUUUAUGAUAUAAUGACCUUUGGUCGUUUUGAAUGUAUAACUUAUAAUAUAUUAGUUGUUAUUGUUUAAAGUUUAACAAUACAAACAAUUAAAAAUUAAUAAAUAAUUAAUUUGUUAUAGGCCCUUGAUACAGGUAUAAUAUAUUAUAAUAUUUUAAUAUCUCAAGUAUUAUUAUUCUUUAUGUUUUUGCUAACUUUACCAAGGAUGGAGACCAAAUUUGUUUUAUAUACUCAUACAUAAACGAUGACCUUCGUAAACGGGACCCUUUGUCCCCUCUUAAUCUGGGAUUGAAAGUGAAAGUGCUGGUAUUUAAUGGUAUUUAACAGGUGGGUGAUUAUAUUUAAUAAUGUCUUAAUUUCCAAACAUCAUUCCAAAUCAUUCAAUCCAGAUCAACAUAUAAAACAAAAUUUGUACUGUUUACAACUUAUUUCAAACAAAUUGUUAACUCAUAUUUAACUAUUUCACAUUUGGUGUACUCAAUGGUCCUUUUAGUCGUGUGUUAUUAAUAAUACAUAAAAAUAACAAAAUUGUUUUCCGAAUCGGGUUAGUAGGUCAAAAACUGCGCAUUCGGAGUUGAGUACAAUUUUUAUUCCGGAAAAUAUACGUGUUAUCGGUUUAAUAAUGGAAAAUCAAAUGUGUUUGGUUAGGUUAAUUUAUCAACCAAAAUUAAUCGUUUGUAUUUCGUCGAUGAAUAAAAACAGUCGACUGAGAGUUCUAGGAUGAGGAGAAGGUGGAAUAGAAGGCCGAUAUCAAUUUUAUUUUACCCGCAAUGCCGUAUAACGAUGCGGAUGUGACCGUUAUUGAUGUCGUUAUAUACUUCCGACCAGGAUAAAAAAAACUAACAACCCAAUUUGUUUUCAUAAUAUUUAUAGAUCGUUAAAAAUAUAUAUAUAUAUAUAUUAUAGACUCGUGCUGAUUUAAACUGAAUUUAUUUAUUGUACCAGUCAAUUUGUUUGAUACGUAUCCACAUUUAACCAUCACGCUCGUUUAAUAAAUAAUCAAAACCUGUUAAUAAACCUAUUUAUUCAGUGGCUUUGGGACAUUUAGACUUAUUUUAAGUCUAUUAAAAUUAACUAUACAUCAAUCGGAUGUAAUUCGGAUUAUUUUUGGGAAUUUUUUAGACAAUAAGUAGAGGAAAAAAAUUCAAUUUAACGAGAUGAAAAAAAACUUUUUGUCAGUUUAUGAUGCCACUGCAGAAUAUAGUUAGAUUUUGACUCAGAAAUUUAAAUAAGAAUAUUUCAAGCCAAUGAACGUGUAUAAAAUUUAAACAGUUUUUUAACCAUUCAACAUAAUAUUAUUACGGACGAUAGGUCAACGUCGUCAAUAUUGAAUGAAAACACAGAAAAUAUUCACACAAAUUAUAUAAUGUCAUCACGCUUCGUUUAAAAUUUCGGUCAAUACCAGCUAAAAUAUAAAAUAUUGUUCAAUUUUAUUGAAUAAACUGUGUUUACGUAAUAACUACGUGAUAGUCAAAUUUAAUUAACUCUAGUUUUGAACCAUAGGUUAGGUUAGGUAAGAUGCCUAUUAUAAGUAGUUUGUGCAUCAAUUUUAAAUUUAAACCGUAUAGACUCGUGAGCGUAUAAAUGACAUUCAUUUUUAUAGAUAAGUCAGGGUGCUUCGUCUCCUUGGUUUCUAUUAUCGUUUAUUUAACUUAUUACUCGAUAAAAUGGAAUAAUACAGGAACCUAUACUUAGUAUGCGUAUAGAAAAACAGAAAAACCAGCCAACGCGUGCGACCAUGGAGAAGAAAAACAGGCAAGUCGAAAGAGAAUAGUGCGGAAAAACAGUGCGUAUAGUGGCGGGUUGUUGAGGAAAGUCGUCGCGACGCCGGGAGAAGAAAAACAAGCGGCGUCGGAGGUUUACAAAGGGUCCGGACGGCGGUAGUGACUACUUUGGGGUGGCUAUAAGGGUGGAUGGGAUGUGGAGGAAGUAACGACGAUGAAGGGACGGAAUUCGAAAACGCGGUGGCAGGAUACGUUUACACCCAUCUCCACUCCUAAAGGUCGCCAUGGAUACACGCAAUGACGUCACGGGCAGUACGCCACAUCAAUCACGACCACCUCCUCGCCCCUAACUUCCCGCCAGCUGGCAUUGCGCCGCGAGGUACAACCUCUCUUCCGCCGGAUUGCGCGACCGUCGAAGGGGGAAGAGAAGGUAGAAUGUGACGGAAAAAUUACUCUCUCGGAUAAAUGUUUCGAAAAAAAUAAAUAAUACUAUAGGUAAUAAUUAUUUGUGUAUAUUAUUUUUUUGUAAAUAUAUAAGUUUGUAAUAUACACUAAAUUAUAAUGACUGGUGCAGUAUAUUGUUGUUUCGUUCACAGCCACACCGUUUAUUAACGCCAACGAGCCUGCCAUUAUAAUAAAACAUACGCAAUCAUAAUCCGGGUUAGUAUUAUAUAAUAUUGUGUUAAUUAGUAGCAGAUACAGAAUUGAAUUUUAGGGGGGUGGGCUCUUAAAAAAAAAUACAACAAAAAAAAGAGGUGAUACAGUACAGCCAUUAUUGUAGAUGGACAGUUGAUCGUCGAUAAACCAUUACCAACUUAUUUAUUGAUUGAGAUUUCUGGUAGAAAAUUUGUUCACAGACAGAAAUAAUGAAAAUGCCUUUUUUUUUUACAAUCCAUUACAUUCAUCGUUCUUUUCUGCUUUUCUUUCUUGAAAAUCUUGUAUUGAAUAAGUUGGGGGUGCAAGUCCCUUGGUUUCCCCUCUGAUUAGAUGUGGUUAAUAAUAAAAUAAUCAUCUACGACUGGUACCAAUAAUAAAAAAAAAAAACUAUGAAAUCUUCAAAGAUACCAUUAAGGAAAAAAAUUACAGGUCGGAGAGUCAAUAUAUAGUGUAGUAAGACAGUGACAUAACUCGUCUUAUCAUUAUUGAAUAAACCGUUGUUAUAUUUACAACAUUUUCUCCCGUGGGAAUUAAAAAUAGAAUAAUCUAAGAACUAACAUAGUGUUGACGUAAGGUGUAUUAUAGUGCUUGGAAACUUCUUUCAAAAAUGAAUUAGUUCACGUUCACUUUCAUUUUGUUAAAAUGGAACUAAGUCAAAGCUCACUCCACGAUUAAAACAAAGGAAUUUUUCGUUCCUCAAAAAAACUAAAUAUUUUUAAUUUUUAUAUAUUUUUUUUUAUUAUAUUUUAAUAUAUUUCCGAAUCCAUAAACAACUAAUUUGCAGAUAUCCUUUAGGUAGUAGGGAAAUUGGUACAAAUUUAAACAUUAUUAAUAAAUUAUUAAAAAAAGAUAAAUAAUAAAAAAUGUUUUAAGUAUACUUAAUAUAACGGACUUUAAUAGUAGGUACUUAUUAUUUUAUAUACCUACCUAGUUGGAAAUAAAUAAGUAUAUUUUGUUAAGGGUCCUCUAAACAUGAUUUAGUUUUUCUGUUUUUAUAUUCGUCUUCGAGUCGUAUUUCAACAAUUGUAAUUUUUUGAAAAUAACGGAAAUUAUACAUUUAUAAACAAUAACUAUUACUAUGCCUUGACCGAAUAAUUUUUUUAAUAUUUUAAUUGUUAUUAUAAAAAAAUACGUGUUUUAAUUUAAUUUAAUUCCUCAUAAUUUUAACCAUUAAUUUAACUAACUUAUUAACAAAUUUAAUCCACAAUAUCAUUAUCACAGAUGAAUUAAGGAACAUAAUUUAUGUGUUCUACCCGUACUUAUUAUAUACGUAGUUAUAGUACACGUGGACACCGACGUCAUCGUAAGGAUGGAAAUUACACUAGGAUAAACGUCUGAUUCUGAAAUAAAUAACAAUAUAUACCUAUCUGCAGUAUACGAAACAAAAAAAAUAUUAUACUGAACCGUGAUGGCGUGCGGUUGUAGUGUUGUUAUUAUAUUGGCGGUCGGGAUUUGAUUCCAAACCGUAGAGAGAAACAAACAAAAAAACCGAUAAACUCGAGAAACGGCUGGAACGAUAAUAAUAUAACAAUAUUAUUAUACUACGGGCAGUAAUAAAAUCGUGUGUAUACAGUCGGAAGUCGAAGGAAUAGGAUUGCGGAGUUGAAUUAUAUAUAACAAUACAAUACUGUGUAUACAGGGUCUUCCAAUGUGUAUAAUGCGACAAUCGAUUUUACUGUAAAAUAAAUAUACUUGUUUAAAUGACCCACGUGAAAUUAAUUCCACAUAGUCAUUCAUUUUAGAUUCUGUGCACAGUGAUGUAUUUAUUAGUUUUACUAUGACGUAUGCCUUUCUUUUUUCUUUUUAUUAUUUUUUUUUUUUUCUGUUUGUUAACAACUUUUUUUUACGAGAAAUAAUGCUCGGAUUUUCAAGUGCAGCAUCUUUUCUGAAAGAAAAUUAUAUUUUGUUUGUGCACUAAAAACGUCAGGUGUUCGGAUUUUUCUUGCAAUUUUCUAAAUAAUUGGAAAAACCCGUGAUAAAACGUAUAGGAAAAACUGGACAAAUUAUGGAAAUAACGGUUUUGUUAUUUUCAAUUUUGUUUUUUUUGUAAUUCGAUUUGAAUAAUCGUAAACAUCGGGGAUUUUCACAAAAUACUUUCAGAAUAUUAUUUAGCAUUUUUUUUUUUUUUAAGCUUUUUCAGACACUUAGCAAUUUUAAUUGUUUUAUUUAGUGUUAUGUGGAUACAAUUUGUUUUAACUAAUUAGAACAUUAUAACUAACGAUAUUUGAAAAUUGUAUUCUAGGUUUAUCAUAAGUUAUUAUUAGUGGUAAAAAAAUGAUAUUUAGAUUUUAUAUGCACUUAAUAUUUAUGAGUUUUUGACGUUAAAUUAUGAGUGGCAAACAGAAAAAAAAAAUUUGUAUAUAGUAGUAAUUUUAGAUUCUGAGUGGAACGAGGAAUGAAUUGGUUUUACAAUGAUUUUUUUUUUUUUCAAAAAAAUGUCAAUAACUUUUUACCAACAAUUUGCUCCUACUUACAAUGAUAGUAUUUUUUUUAAAUUCUGACUUAGGAGGUUAUUUUUUAAUUUUCCGAGGAUUUAGCUCAAUAAAUGAGAAAAACAGAGGGAAAACGAGAAAAUAGGUACAAUAUUAAAUAAAUAAAAAAAUAUAUAAUGCAUAUGUAAAUAUUUUACCACAAUAUGACAUAUAAUAAAAUAUUGUUGACGGAGCAACAUUAUUAACCGAACUCCGCUCAGAAUGUUUAAUCGUUGAUAUACAGGUAUACAUUGAAUUUUCCCAACUUCUCACUUAUAACAAUGGCUGCACCCGUCUUUAUUUUCCUAGGACAACUUUUUUUACACUCGUUUGAAAUUAAAUCUUUGAAGAAUAUCACGGCAUUUCAAAACAUGUUUAACCGAACUUCGCUUAGAAUCGUAUUUCAUUAGCAAUAAUUUAUUGUUGCAUACACAUAUAAACUGAAUAACUUUAUACAUCGCAUCUUAUCUUCUUAACUUCCCAACUUCAAUAGUAGGACACCCAUCAGUAAUAUCAGCUUUUUUGUCUUAUUAAUUAAAAAAAUAAAUAUUUGAGGAAUAAAUUUUAAAAUUCUUAUAGUGACCUAAUAUAAUAUUAUUUUAUAUAGAAUUAUAUUUAAUUGAUAUUAAUCUUAAAACUUGUCCAUUUUGUGUUAAUUUUUUAUUACGCGAAGCAGUGUUAUUAUUGUAUUGUUAAUAUCCAUUUUAAAUUUCCCAUUUUUAAUGAAUAAUAUUAAAAAACAAAUUUUGAAAUAUUGUAUGUCAUAAUGAAAUUGACUAUACGAGUAUAUUGUCUCAUGAAAUGUUGAAGUAGCGUCACGAGUCGUCGUUAUUACACGUGUCUGAAUGAUAGAAAACCGGGAAUACGGAUAAGGGGUGAUAAAGAGAACAUGACUAUGACAAGGGGAGGGAAAAAAUCAUUACCUCAUCCUUUCCAUACACAUAAUUUAUAAAACUUUCUUCCGGUCAAGACGACGUUGUCAUCAUCGUUGCACGUAGCAGUUUUUAGGUAUACCUCUCCUACUGCGAAUCCUUCUGAAUUAUAUUAUUUAAAUAUUUAUAAUACGAUAUAGCGGUGUCUCUCGGCCGGAGCAUCGUGCCCGGUCCACAGGGGUUUGCGUUCACCGAAUAUUCUCGGACUACUGGGUGAGGGAGGGUAUCUUUGAUGUACUGCAGGAUGUUUCAAAUGAAAGUUUUUUUUUUUAUUUAGACGCAAUCUUCUGUUAUGGUUCGAUUAGCAGAUUAGCCAUCAUUUUGACUAUUUAUAUCUAAGCGCAAGGUGCCAGGUUAAGUUCCAAUAAACAUAUAGUUGAUCUUUACGUAAAAUCCUAUUUUUAUUUACUCUCAUAUCUCUGUCUAAGUAAUUAUAGUAACUGUAUAACUUUUCAACAGUUGAGUAACUAAAAUUGAGUAAUUCACCCGACUUUUCUCUAUACAAUAUAAUAAAUGUAAUAUAAACUAUCUGACAAAUAAACGAAUAAUUUGACUUUUUUUUUCAGGAGAGGACUUUUUUUAUUCUUACCGUUUAGUUAUUAUUAUUAAAAAUUCGUUGACUUAAUAUACCGACUACAGGAUUUCUCCUAGACGGUUCCUCAAUGUAUAUAAUAUAUUAAGUGUACAGUUAUAUUAAUAAUAAUAUGAAUUCUUCAAACGUAGUGUACGUCUUGUGUUUAUACUACUAUCUAUGUUAAUAAUAUAGUUUAAUCUUAUUCAAUACGUACUAUGAAAAUGUACACGAAUGAAUUAUUCGUUUUGAAUUAAAAACUAAUGUUUUUUUUUUGUUCCAAUCCUUUGAUGUAUUUUAAAUGGUUUUCCGAUCGUUUAUCGUGAAUAAACACAUUAUAUUUAAUACCUUCGAAUAAUUAUUAUUAAAAACUGUGUAUAUUAUACGUUUAAAACGUAAAUAUACAAUAUGUAAAAUAAAAAAAUUCGUACAACUUGAAUUAUCCAAGAGUUUUUGUAUAAAUAAUUCGUUUAUAUAUUUUUUGCUUUUACAAUUAAAUACACGUAAAAAGGAGGGGGACUUUAAGGAAAAGGAUAGAGUCCUUACUCCUCUCCCCCGAAAGAAAAUGAUUGAUAUUAGAAAUAAAAACUCGACAUCGAGAUGUUGUUAAAGUUUUAAGUUUUAUUUGCUAUAAAUUUAUAAAAUCAUGUUUAAUAUAUUUUAUCCAAAACCUUCAUAUCGUCAUUUGUAAUCGAAUUUCCAUUCAGAAUUUAAAAAUGAUGUUUACUGUGUUCUAAAUUACAAAAUAUCGAUUUAUAACUGAUAAUAAAAUUAUAAAAAUCAGUAAUGUUAAGUUACUAGAUAUACAGAUAUAUUAAAUAUGAACUGAGAAAUGUAAGCAGAAAACAAAAGAUAAAAAAAGAGUUUUUAAAUUGAUCACACCCCUACGGUUUCUACGUAAACAUUUAUAGUCUAAAAACGCAAACAUAACGGAAUCCCUCGGAUUGAGUAUUGGUAUAGGUAUAAAAAUGGUUUGUGUCUACUACAUAGGUAUUAGAUUGUAUAAAACUACUUACAAUAAAAUUCGCUUGAGACGUUUUCACAUAAAACACUUUCCCACAUAAGACAUUGAUACAUUGUUUUCCAAGACAUUUCUUAUGAGAAUCAAUGUAAAAUCUACCUGUUAAGAUGCUUCAUUUUUCUCUAUCUAAUCGGAUAAAAUGCUCUUUUAUUCAGCAGACGGUAAACUAUAGUAAUAUUAUAAUUAAAAUAGAAAUGUACGAGUUUACUCGUUUCUAGUCCCUUCAAUAAAGUCUUAAGCGAAUUUGAUUGUAUAGAUAGCCGUCUACGAGUAAAUUGCACAAAUACAAAUGAUAAUAUAAAAUAUUUUUUUUUAAAUCAUCGUUUCUAUUAAGUCUUCUUUGAUUUCUUUACAUCAUCAUAUAAUUCAUGGAAUGAACAGUAAACAUUCCAUGGAUUAAUGGUUAUGGCUGCUUAAAAACUUCAUAGUAUCUCUUAUGGAACUUUCUCAUACAGUUAGCUAUCUAGUUGUAUUAUAUCGAUAUUUAUGGUUGUAUACUUGUAAUGGUUGUGAACCGUGUUUUGUUCUAAUCAGCCACUAUUUUAUUAUCUGAGUUACUAUAAUACAUGCGUAUUAAAAGUAUGUAAGCUCAUUUGUAUCAUAUAGCAAGUUACGUAAGUAACAAUUAUUAUAAUAUAGUCAAUCAAUUCAAUUGAGAUAGUUACCUACCGAAUAAUUACAUUAGGGAAAGCAAUUAUUCGAUAACUGUGUAAUUAGUGAGUGAACACCAAAGUAUUUAGCAUUAGGCAUGUUAAUAUUACUAAUAAUUAUUUAGCAAAUUAGAUUUCUUCAUUUUAAAUAAUUCCGCGUUAAUAAUAUUACAGCUAGCAGAUUAUAAUAUUAUAAAUCAUUUUAUUGUUUAAAGAUUUAAAAUUUGCAUUUUAACAAACGCAAAGAGGAAAAUCGUAUAUACGUGCAGAAACUGUGUAUGAUAAUUAUUACUAAUUAUUCCUUAUUAAUUCUGGAAAACCGUUAGUGACUUUUUUAGUCAAAUUUAUAUAUUUGUUUUAAAUAAAAUUUACUUCGUUAUUUUAGGUUUUAGAUUUAUUUGCUUGUAAUUUCACUCCAUGUAGUCAAAAAAUAUUUCUCUAAAACUAUAUUUUAUCUCUAUGUUUUUAUUUGUCAGUUUGUGUAAUGAUGAGAAUAAAUUAUGAUUUAUACGGUCGGAUUUCGCUAUCGGAAUUGCUUUUGAAGAAAGAUGAUUUGUCACUUUCAAAUAUAAAAUAUCAACAAAUUCGUAGGUGUAACUAUAUUCCUAUAGUAAAAGCGACAUGAAUCGAAUAUUUUUCAUGUAUUUUUCAUUUUUUACUUUUAAAACUUCAAAUCGGACGGAAAAAAUCAUAUUUCAAGUCAAGCAUAGAGCUAUAUAAUAUAAUAUAAUAUUUACAUGGCGUUAACCGUAUUCUAAUAAAUAAAAAAAAAAAAAGCUAGGAGCUAACCUAACCUAUUUGCCUACGAGGUGUUGCCAGUGUAAAUAUAGAUAGACGUUUUACGCAGCAUUUCAAAUACAUAUAGGUAUAAGGUAAAAGUUAUUUAUCAGAAAUGUGACCGUGAAAAUUUUUUAUGUAAAUACUAAAAUACUGAUUCUAAGAUUUUAAUAUAUUUAAAAUAAAAUUAUAAUUUAGAUGUUGAGACUUUUUAACGCUUCCAUCGCAUGUACAAUUUAAGUACAAUUUUUUAUUUAUUACAAACGUAUAUAAAAAAAUAAUAAUUAUUAUUAUCUGCUAUCAGUCAAAAAACUGUUACAUAUGGUUGAUAUUUGCCCUUUAAAGAUAAUUUAUAAAUCAGGGUCUCCCAACGUCUUUAAGACUAUUAGGAUCACUAGUCACGAAUUUAAGAUACGCUUUUUUUUUGUUUGUUAGCCACUUUGGUUUAUCGGUUGGAAAAUUAAUAACAAACGGAUCAAUUAGUUUUUAUUUUGUCGUACUGUAUUGUAGAGAUGCGUACUACUUUGACCCAAGAUGUAUUUCGGGGAAAACAGAACAAUAUAAUAUUGUAAUAGUGGCUGAUACCACUGGGCGAUGCCACUCUUUUAGGAUGGAAGUUUGAUAUGAGGGUAUGUAACGUAAUUUAAUUUAUAUCUGUAUGAUUAGAUAAACUAUUGCUAACAAAAAACAAUUCAAAGCCGAGUAUUAUUUUUUGUUUUUCUUGGUGCCAAGAUGAUCCGGAAAUCAACCAAAGUUAUCGGUACGAAAAAUCGCUAGUUGUUCCCAUGCAUUUAGAAAACUACAACGAAAAAAAAAUGAUCUCAAUGAAUCAACUAGAUCAAAGAAUUUAAUCUCGAAGAGGGGUUCGAUUGUCUCCAUCACUUCCCUCAAAUGAUUUUUUUUCAAACCUUUUCUAAUUAAUUAUUAACUAGAAAGUUAACUAAUUUUAAUUUAACUAAAAUGAUUAAUUUGGCUUUCUAUAAGUAGGUAUGUGCUCUUAAUUUUCAAGUUAACGGUUUUAACAGUUGUUGUAUCCUAUAUCCGGUUGAUGCCGGGUUCACCGUGAAUUUUGGUUUCUUCCGUAAAUGACGGCGGAUACUCGUUUAUUUGAGUUCGACUUUUGGGAUUAAUCAAACACUAAACUCAUCCGUUUUGAAAUAAUAACUUAUUGUUUAUUAUUAUUUAAAUUUAUUUAAAAAGACAUUUAUUAGGUUCUACGUAUAACUAUACGGAAUCGUUGUUUUAACUCGACUGCCGUCGUUGUUCGCAUUUCAUGCGCUCGGCGACGGAAGACGUUACCAAAAAAUAAUAUAUUGCUUACUUAGCUAAAUACAAACUAUGUUUAAAACCAAGGGUUCUCAACACAGUUAUAUGUGCUCCAUUAAAUCGUAGUUCAAAAAAUGAUUUGUGCAUCUUUUUGCCACUGAUGUAUUAUAGAUUGGAAUUUUUUUGUGUUUUACUCAAUAAAGAGUAAAACGCGGUAGUUUUUCUUUAUUAACUUUUCGCCAUUAAUUAACCUAAAGUUUUUUUCUAUUUAUUUAGCUUGAUAUAGUCAAUUGUUUCCAUAUAUUAUACACAACUUGUUAACAUUUGCAUAAAUAAUUAUCAAGAUAACUUAUUAGUCCUUAAUCUUCUGACGCAUGUACAUUGUACAUAAAAAUUAAAAUUGAUUAUUAUUAAAACAAUUUAAAUACCUACCUAUUUUUAACGGGAAAGCCACUAUCGUAAAUGUGUAGCUGGGAAGAUAUAAUAUGACAUAGUAGAUAUAAUUUAGUUUAUAUAUUGUAUGCUACGAUAAAUUAUUCAAAAAAACUAUUCUGAGCAAAAUUUUAUUAGUCGCGUUUUUAUAUGCUGUUAAGGUUACCCAGAAAUAAACAAAAACCAAAUAUCAAAAUGAAGGACCUAGGACUUAUAUAUAUUUUGAUAAAUAAAUCAAUUAAAAUACCUACCACUGGAUAUACAUUUCUUUUGAGGCACAAAUAUUAAUUUUGCGUACAAAUAUUAAAACAUUUGUCUAAACAAAACAAUUGAUUCAAACAAAGAACAUAAAAAAUCAUACAAAUAUUUUCCGAAUAAGUAUUGGACAUUUUUUCAAAUAAAGUACCAUUAAGCGAAAAAUCCGAAUCUUUUAAAACAAUGACAUGGACAAAUCAUAACAUUUUUACUAAUAAAGAAAGCGUUUUUCAUGAAAAUAUUUUAUAUAUAAUAAUAACAGUUCUUCUUCUUUACUUCGUUAUUGGUACUUAGAAUCUAAUAUUAAAACAUAAGUAAUCGAAUUUUUAUUAAAUUCAUCAUUACAAUUCAAUUUGAAUUCAAAAUAUUUAUUUUUUAAUAAUUGUUUUGGUUUUUGUAUUUUAAUUUUUUUUUAAAUAACACUCUAGCGUCGUAGUUCUUCGAGAUUUCCAUCCCAGGUAUAGUGGUUUUAGUUGUUUUAUUUUUUUUAUUUUUUUACGGAACACAUAAGAAAAUAUGUUCAAUAUACACAUAUUCCCGUACAUGCUUUCCCUGAAACCACAUAUUAUAAUAUACUCAUCUCGUAUUAUAUUAUAUACUCGUGUACGGUAAAAUUAUUUUUACGAUCACGUAAGCAAUAAAUUUUGGCUUACUUUGGGGUUUUUCUUACUUGGAGCACCGGGGACAAUAAUUUAUAUAGGUCCGUGUUAAAUCUUUGGUGGCGUGCCAACAACGAAAACCUAAAUAACUAUCCUAUGUAAUAUGUAUCCCCCUCCCGAUGCGGUCUGUCUGUCGAUCGACCGAUAGAAAACACAGUAGAUAACAUUAAUUUCAAUUAAAAUGCCCAACAGCGAAUAAUAAUAAUUUGAGUGUGUGUUUUAGAUUGGCAAUAAUAGUACAAAACAAAAAGCCGACAAAAGUUCGCAAUAUAACUACUAUUAAACAGAUAGUAAAUGACCCAGUUUUUUUAAAACUUUUUAAAUAGUCAAGGUCUUCCGGUUUUAAUGAAAUAUAAUAGAUAAAGUAAACGUUAUUACAAUUAGCACAAGAAAUAGAAUCUCUGUGAACUCGAAAUUAAAUUAUGUUGAGUAGACGAAGUAAAAUUUGUAUAAAAUGGUGUAGUGAUAGACAAGAGUUUAUGAGUUUUUUCGGAAUUUGCUUUUGGAAUAACUCAAAGUUUGAAGGCGGAAAAAUGGCGAAAUGAUAAACAGACAAGUUGGUGACUGACCGGUAUGAAGUUAGGAAGUAACUAGUAGAUUUUACUCCCGAAAAUAAGGAUGACAAAAAAUAAUAUAAAUGUAAUAAUGUAGAGUCUCUUAAAUGUUUUAUAAAGCAAAUUCCUAAAAAAAGUUAAUAUUUUCCAAGAUAAUGAGUGUCUUAAGAUAGAUUUAUCACCUUGUAUAAUAUAGGACGAACAUCAACCAUCGCGGUUAAUAAUUAUUAAUAUUAAUAACGACUGAUCGAACCGGACCGGAAUUAAUUUCACUUGUUAAUUAUUGAAAGUGCAUAGUUUCGAUUGUACUACAUUUAUAUACCUACUUGAAAAUUGAUGGUGACGCGUAGUGCGACGGACCGAAAAUACAAAGUGUACAUAAUUUUUUUUACGGCAAGUGCACACAUAGAUACAGUUAAAACCGGGUCAAGAGUCUCAAGAAAAAAUAUAAUAUUAUUAUAUAAGUAUUAUACGAGUAUAGGUGUGAUAAAAUUAAGCGUAAUAUUUUUUAUGCAUGUGCGCAAUAAAAUUAUAAUAAUAUUAUCAUUUGUAUUUGUAUUUAAAAGCUGUUAUAAGUUGAUGAAGUUUAUGCUGACUUCAAUAAAGCUUCUGAUUUAGUUAAUCAUGCGAUCUUGAUUAAUAUUCUUAACAGUUAUGGUUUUGGAGAGCUUUUUUUGUCAUGGCUUACUUCAUAUUUUAGUGAUCGAUAUCAAUGGAACAAAGUUCAAUCUAUUCUUAGCAUCUUCUGGUGUUCUUCAAGGUGGAUACAUGUCCCCCUUAUUGUUUUACUUUUUUGUGAAUAAUAUCAGUCAGGUUUUGCGUCACUCUAGUAUUUUCAACUUCGCUGAUGAUAUUAAACUCUAUUUGAGUGAUGGUUUUAUUAAUGGUUGCCUUCAUUUUCAAAGUUAUCUGGAAAGGUUUGUAGAUUGGAUUUUGUAAUUUUGGCUUGUCUUUAAAUAUAUCUAAGGCCUUGAGACUCUUGAAUUUAUCAAUAGGCUUGUUAGGGAUUAUAAAUUAGAUUUGUCAUUUAAUUUACUAUAUUAUAACUUAGUCCGACCUAUAUUGAAAUAUGGUGUAAUUCUUCAACUUGAUAGAUUGCAUCGCCUGUUCCUUUGUUAUGCUGGUUUCUUGCUAGGCACUAUUAUCCUCAAUCAACUUCAAGGUCCUUACUCGUCAAAUCCGUUCUACUGUUCCUUUUAUGUUCGAGCAAUUUUAUUAAAAAUGAGCCUAUUUGGCCUGUAAUGUUAAUGACCAAUGAGGAUCCCUCUAUUGAUAUUUAAUUAUAUCAUAUUUAUGUUAAUUUGUUAAUAUUUAUCAAGCCUAAUGAUAAUUUUUACCAUAUUUAUAUUAAUUUUUAACAGUGUAAAAAUUUAUUUUACUUGUCUAUUACGAGUAAUAUUGUUUUGUACUGAUAUUAUGUAUUUUAUUUGUAAAAAAUUUCAAUAGAGCUUCAAAACCGUUUAUUAUAAUAAAAUCAAAUAAAUAAAUUAUUAGGACAGCCGACAGUUAUAUAAUAUAAUUUAAUAGAUAAUAAUAACGGGUCUUUUCAAGUCCUCGAUGAUUUAUUUUUUUUUUUUUUUGUGUCACACAGAUGAUUUUAAUGGAUUUUUUUUUGUUUUCUUAACAUUUAGCCAUAGAGGGAAUAAUUCUCAACAAGUACAACAUAUCCUUAGACGACUAUCGGCUGAUCGAGACGAUUGUGUUGAAAUCGGAACCACACAAAGCCGGACAACAGUGGAAGUUUGCCGGAGCAUUUUACUUUGCCACGACGGUCCUCACAACUAUAGGUAUGCAAAAAUAUACGACGAAUAACUGCUCGUUUAUUCGUAAAUUGAAUAUUAUUAUACGAUACAAAUGCCAUGAUAUAAAUAAUAUAAUUCUUGAGAAAAAGGCUUAUAAUAUAGCCAUUAUAAUAAUAAUAAUACGAUGCUUCUAAAAGGGGAUUAUUGCGGAGAAUCGAUCAAAACCUUCCACGCGUUUUUUCAGUAUAUAUAAUAUAAAUUAUCAAAUAUAGACCCACCACACAUGUAUCCUACUAUGUGCAGGAUACAUUUUUAAAAAUGUGAACGUUACAAUAAGUCACUACGAAAAUUCUUCCAAAAUAAUUUACAAUGUUUACUUAUAUAUUAAUAAAAGAAAAAAAAACUAUUAUAUGCGUCAAAUUAAAUGACUAGAAACGAGAUAAAGACGAAAAUAAUUAUCACUGCACCUAAUAUCACCAAAUAAUUAAUUAUCAUUCUUAAAUAUGCGUAAUAUUUGCACACUAUAAUUAACUUCCUACUAUGAAAACAUUACAUGUACCCAGUUUUUGAUAAAUUUCCCCCGAUUGACAUCAGAAGAAUUUUAGCUUGCUAUAAAACUAUUUUAAGCUCCGUUUAAAUAUUACCUAUUUUGUAUUGUAUGUUAACAAUUAACAAACAUUAAUUUUUCUCCCGAUUUAUUUUUGUGUAAUCCACAUCCAAAUAGGUAUCUCAGGUAAUACAAUUUCGAUAAAAGUAUUUAUAUUAAUUUAAAAUAGAUUGUCGUUUAAGUAAAUUUGAAAAUUAAUUUCACUUAUAUUUGAAAAUAUUUUAAUAGGUACACAUAUUAUACGCAAUUCUAAUUUCGUCCACCUUUUUAAAAAUAUAUCUCUGCACUAUACACCACCUUAGUCGAUAAAGUGCAUUUUGAUCUCUCUUGAAUCGCUUGGGAAUUCCCCAGUUUUCUUUAGUACCUACGCUUCAUUUUUAAAACAGAAACAACACGCCACGUAAUAUGAAAUUUUCGCUCGUGAUCAACUUUUAGACUCAAGUCUCAAUGAUAUAAUUAUAAUAGGACUUGACUUGUAAUCACAAAUCCUUUUAAUUUUAUUGAGUACCUAUAAAUAAUGUAUACAUUUUCUGGUAGUAUUAAACAUUUAAAACUGUAUAUUAAUCGUGUUCGGCUUUUACACUUACCGAAGUCUAUAAAUUAUAUAUUUAAAGAUUUUCCUCGUUCUCGAAUAAUGUAUACAAAGUUUUGACAAAGACGGUAUCUAUACCGAAUCUCUUGUACAAUACAAAAAUAUCAACUUCAAAAAAUAAAGAUUGAUUUGUAUUUUUAUGAUUUUGGCUGCAAAUUAAUAUGUCAAGAUGUCACUUGACAUAAUAGUAAUGGGGCGUCCAGCAAACACAAAAUAUUUUAGUAUAUUCGUAUAAACGUUCUAGUGGUUAUAUGAUUUAUUUUUGAAUAAAACGAAUAAACACUUAACAGGCAAUUCAGUUGUUCAGUGUCCAGUGAUCGAACAGUUGUGUGCAUGCGUGUGUCAAGUUUCGUGUAGUCGUGUAUGCGUAAUUACAUUCGGUUUGUUAGAUUCUGAGUGUAGCGAAGUAUGUAUUAGUUUUACAAAGAUGUUUUUUUUUUUUUUUUUAUGGGAACACUGUUUCUACCAGGAAGAUUACUCCGAUGUAUAUGACGUAGAACCUUUUCUGAAAGAAAAUUUUCUCAACAUUUUUCUCAUCAAAUAUGAAAAACCAACAAAAAAAAAAAACGGGAAAAUGUACGAAUAUAUUAAUAAAAUAUUAUGAUUUUAUUUUCUGUGGGGAUAACUAAUCUACCAGUAAUUUUGCUCCGAUUUAAAAUGAUAGUACUUUUUCUAUAAGGAAAUCUGACUGAAGAGGUACUUUAAAGAAGUCAGUUUUUUAUUUUCCGAGGAGUUCUCAACAUAGGAAAAAAACUAGGAAAAAUGGGAAAAUAUAUGAAAUUUAGGUAUUAGUUGAAAAAUAUUUUGGCCUUUUUUUUUCCUGUAAACAACUUUUCUAUCAGCAAUUUUUCUUCGAUUUACAAUAACAGCAAUUUUUCUGAAAGGAAAUCUGAUUGGGAAGGUAUUUUAAUGAGGUUAUUAUUCGAUUUUUUCAAGAGUUUUCUAUCAAAAAUAAAAAAAAAAAAACAUAGGAAACACGGAAAAAUCGGUACAAUUUUAAACAAAUAUAUAGUGCCUAUUUAAUUAUUUUACCAUAAUAUGACGUAUAUAUUGUUGGUAAAGCAUCACUAUCAACAGAACUCCACUCAGAAUCGUUCUUAGCAAGUAAUGGUUUAUCGUUGCUUACAGAUACAAAUUAAUUUUCCCUCUUUAUCCUACUUCCCCAACUUCUCACCAACAACAGUGGUACAUGUACUACAUACAUCGUGCGUGGUAUGCCCGUCAUUUUUGUUUUGAGAUUAUUAAUGUAAUAUAAUUACAUUAUAUACAUUAUAUGUAUAUAAUUAUUAAUCAAAUAGAUUUGAUUUCAAAACUUUAAUAAAUAAAGCAACCUAAUUGCAAAUAGUCAGGAGAAUUGACUUUUGAUUCAUGGUAACAGUAUAUUAAAUUUAGAUUUUGUUUUGAUUCGCUUGUUGAAUUAAAGAUAUUGUAUUGAAGUGAUUGAAUUCCAAUAGUUUUAGUUUUAAAAAGUCUUAAGUUUUUAUGUGUUAUACAAUAAUAUUCUGCACUCGUAACCCCUUUGGAGUGUUAAAUAAAACGUUACCUAUGAGAUUAAUUUACCUAUUUUUACUCCUAAAAUUUUGCUAUAUUUAAAUAAAUUUUGAAAUUUGUGAUACAUGAACAGCAGUGUUUCAAACUUGAUAUAAACACAUUUUAGGUAGAAUGUUAUAACGUGCAAGUUUGCAAUUAUCUUUAUUUUCUUCUUAACUACUUAGAUAUUGGGUAUUUUUAAUUUUAUUUUUACUGCUAAAAGCCUUAAAAAAAUAUUUGCCCCAGAAGUCUAAAUCCAGCCCUACUUCGAAUCGAAAUAAUUUUAAAGUAUACAAAAAUAGGUUAAAUAUUUCACCAAGAAAGAGACGCUAAUAGAUAUAACGGGAAAUGUCAAUAUAGGUAAGAAGACGUGGAGAAAACACGGUACACGGUUUUCUUUGUUAAUUAAUGAGACAAAUUUCUGCAGUACAUAAUAUAUAAGUAACUGAGCUAAGACAUUCUACAUUAUGGGUUGUUUGCAUAUUUUUAAGUUGAAAACAUCACCGAGUAAUAAUAAUAAUAUGCAAAUGCGUUUUAUUACACAAAGAGUUUAUAUUUCAAAUUUUUUUUUGCAUAUUUGACAUAAAUAAUAAUAUCUUGCAGUAUCAUAAUAUCUUACUCGUACAGUAUAAAAAAUGAAUGCAUAAUAUUUUGUGAAAUGUUUCUAUAAAAAAAAAAAAAAAUCAUUCCGAUAAAAAUGAUAAUAUUUUGUUUUGAUUUAAGAGAAUAUUACACCCACAUGGACUGUUCACGUCUUACAAACGCACGGCAUAGAAAAUUGCCAUUCAGCAGGAUUUUUUGUGCCAUUUACUUUAUUAAUAUUAAAAUUAAUUGGCUUUCAAUUUUAAAAGUAAACAAAUCAUCUGUUUUUUCGAUAUUUUAAUUUUUAAAUAAGAUGUAAGCAUUUUUAAAUUGUGGUAUUUCACAUAUUCAUUUCGCUUGAAAAAUCUAUGUUGUUGUACAGAUAAUUUUGAAUGCUCAAUUCAUUCUAGUAUAAAACUAACCACUGAAUGUUGUCCCCGUUGAAUGAAUAAUCAUAGAUAUGUGUGUAAGAUGGAAACAAUAUAUUAAAAUCAAGGGGAGCCAUUUAGGAGGGCAGGAUGUCCACUAUAACACCCCUUUGUUAUUUUUAUCCAUAAUUGGCCCGAUUAUAAUUUAAAUGUUAGGUAGUAUUAUAACUUGAAUUUUAUUGAUUAAUAAUUUGAAUAAUUUAUACACAUGUGUAUAAAUACGUAGUAUAAAAAAAUAAUGUAUACACAAUUAUACUCGUGUAAUUAAAACAUAAAUAAAUUUUACGUUGUAUUAUAAUGCAUAAGAAAUAUUGUAUAUCAGUAUAUAUUUACUAGCUGUAUUAUCAGCUCAAAUAUGAAUAUUUUUUUUCGUUCUGAUUACAAUAUUCAUAUUACAUAGACAUAGAAAUUAGACAUAAUCUGUAUGUAUUCCUAUAUAUUGUACAAUUAUAUUUAUUACAAAAAAGACGUCCUAGGAGAAUGGGGACAGGUGCACCCACUAGUAUAGUUAAUUUAACGUAAACUUGUAAACACCGAUAAACCAUUACUUACGAAAAAAAGAUUCUGAGCAGAAUUCAGUUGAUAGUGAUGCUUUUCCAACAAUAUAUAAUAUGACAUUUUAUAGUAAAUAAUUAAUAAGGCUUUCUAUAUUUUCUUUGAUAAUAUUUGUUUAAUGUUGUAUCGAUUUUUCCAGUUUUCUCAUGUUAUCAUAUCUUAGUUUUUCACAUUUUCCUGGAAAACUCUUGGGAAAAAUGACCUCCCUAAAGUACCUUCCUAGUCAAUUUUUCUUUUAGAAACAUUGCAAUCAUUAUAAAUUAGAGCAAAAUUUCUGAUAGAAAAAUUGUUCACAGGAAAAAAAAGGCCGUAAUAUAUUUUAACUAAUACCUACAUUUCUGAUAUAUUCCCGUUUUGCCAUUGGUUUUUUUCUGGUUUUCAAAUUUGAUAAGAAAACUCCUAAGAAAAUCGAAAAAAAACUACCCUAAAGUACCUCUUCACACUAAUUUAUUUUCAGAAAAGGUGCUACAGUUAAAAUUCUGAGCAAGUAUACUGGUAAAAAAGUUGCAUACAGAUAAAAAAAAAAACAAAAACAAACUAUUUUGUAAAAACAUCAGCUUCUUCGCUCUACUCAGAAUUUAAAAAAUAAUGAUUUAAUAAAUAUAUAAGUAUUUUUUUGAAACCAUAAUUGGCCUAACAUCUAAUGAAUAGAAGGGGGAGAGGGAAAUUGGCCUCAUAAAAUGUUUGUAACCCCUUAUAAUUUAUACGCUACUGAAACGGCGUCCUCUUAAUCAAAGUAUUUUAUUUUUAUUUUUAAAAACUUAAAUAAAAAACUGACUAUUAUCUUUUUAUACUCUUGACACGGUUUAAAAAACUAAGGUCACCAUAAUUGUUGAAAUACUUGGUAAUCCGAGUAAUCCGACGGUUUCACGACUAUACCGCAACUUUCCCGACUGGCUAGAACUGUAUAUAGUCGUCGUCUUUGUCGUCGUAGCUGAGUAAAGUUCAAAACUAUUUCGCGUUAUAAGUGUCUAUCCUAUUUAAUAUCCACUUUGAGUAGGUAUUGCAGACAAAAUAAAAGCAUUGCGUCACACACAUCCAUCUGUCUCAGUUCAUAAUUUUCAAUUUUAAUUCAAAUUUAGUAUUAUAUGUGUUACUUAAUUAAAUUCGCGCAGCAUAUAUAUAAUACUCGGUAUAAAUAUACACUAAUGAUACUAUCAGACUUUUAUACUCGUAUGAAAAGUUAAUAUUACUUCUGUGAAAACAAAUUACAAUUUGUAUACAUUGAACCCACUGCCGAGCAGUCCGAUUCGAAUAAAUACAUAAUUAUUAUAUAUGCUUGUGUACCUGUAUACAACGGUCAAGAAGAUAUAUUUCGACUUAUUUAGGGUCAUGCAAAAAUUAAUUAUUAUGUAGACACUAAAAUGAAUAUAUUAUGACAUUAAUAUGAUUAUAUUAGGGAAUUAUAUUUUUCGCGUAAAAUCAUAUCAAUAAUAACAGUUUUUGAUUUUAUCAAGAGUUCUCUCAUAAAAUGCGGAAAACCGAAAAAAUAUGGAAUAAUUUACAAAACAUAAUAAAUAUAAAUUACAAUUUUUUUUUUCUGUGAAUAAUUUUUCUAACAUCGAUUUUACUUCAACUAUUAAUGAUAGCAAUAUUUCUAAAAGUAAAUUUCACUUGGGAGAUACUUUAAAAAGGUCAUUUUGCGAUUUUCUCAGGAGAUUUUUCAUCAAAUUUGAAACACCUGGAUAAAACAUGGGAAAACUGGGAAAAACAUAGAAUAACUGGGAAAAUUGGACCAACACUAAACAAAUAUUAUGAAAAAAUAUAUAGAGCCUUUUUAAUUAUUUUACUAUAAUAUAGAAUAUAUAUUGUUGACAAUCAACUGAUAAACCUAUCAACUGAACUACGCUCAGAAUCAUUUUUCCGUAAGCAAUGGUUUAUCAUUGCUUACAGAUAUAUAUUAAAUUCUCGUCUGUAUCCUACCUUCCUAAUUACCCACCUACAUCAGUGGCUGCAGCUGUCCCCAUAUCUUAGUUUUCUUUUUGACACUUAAAACUUAUUUUCCAGCACCAGCACUAACUCAAUAUUAUGACCAAAAUAACUUCAAUGGGUAGUCUGGCUAAUCGAUGGUUAUUUAUCGAUGUAUUGUUUAUUCAUAAAUUACUUAAAAAUAAUAUUGAUUAUUGACUGUCCAGAAAUACUAACAAGAGUAAAUUCAAUGUUCCUACCCGUUCUUUCAGAAAUCAUAUCAUAGUUUCCAAUAUUAUAUGCCUCAAUGCACCGUUAAAAUGAAUAUUGAAGGAUAUAUCAUUCUAUAAUCGUAUGAAAAAUUAUGAUUUUAACUUUGAUAAUCCAUUCUCACUUUUUCCAAAAAUUGUAAUCUCUAACUUAAUGAACUAUAAAUUGUAGCCAUUAUUAUUUGUUUGUUAUAUUAUAUUGUAUUGGAUCAUGUUGUAUAUUGUAUCUAUUGUAAAAAUUGACUAUACUUUUUUUCCUUAGGGCAUUAUUAUUAAUAAAUAAAUAAAUAAAUAAUACUAUUUUUAUCAAUUGUUCCGUUGUAUAUCGAUGUACAAAAGUUAUUUAAAGACUCCAAUUCGCUACAGAAACCUCUUAAAAAAUAAAACUUCGUAAUAGCUCCCUAAUUUUGUAUACAAUUAGUUUAAAUCACGAACUAUAAAUUCUAGUUGAUAAGAAAACUAUAGACUUAUAACCUUAGAUGUUAAAAGCCUUAAUGCAAUUUUAAAAAAAUACUCUUAAUGUAUAAUUGAAAUAAUGAGUAGUCAAGUAUAUUUUGCUAACAACUUAAAUUUUAUUUAAGGGUUUGAUAAAGAAAAACAAAUUUCCACAAGUAUUCGACAUUAAUUUCUAGAUUUCAAAUGUCUUUACGUCUUCUAUAUCUCCACAAAUGGGGUUAACUCAUUACGUACUCCUAUUGUCGUCCUCCGCAUCACCCUAUCCAUCAUAGUAUUUACAUUUCUACUUUAAUGUACUUAGUCACGGCUAUCGUACUUAAUUUAUAUAUUUAAUUUUAUGCCGAUUCUCGCAGGUUACGGACACUCGACGCCCAACACGAAAUCGGGCAAGUUGUUCACAAUGUUCUACGCGAUGGUGGGCAUACCACUGGGUCUAGUCAUGUUCCAAAGCAUCGGCGAGCAACUAAACAAGUUCUCAUCCGUGGUGAUCAGACAGGCGAAACGGGCGCUGGGCUGCAAGCGCACCGAGGCCACAGAGAUAAAUCUCAUAUUCGUCGUGUCAUUUUUGUCCAGUUUGACCAUCGCAGGCGGUGCAACGGCGUUCUCCACUUACGAGGGCUGGACGUACUUUGACUCUGUCUACUACUGCUUUGUCACACUCACCACCAUCGGGUAAUAUGCAACGCCACUUCAUGACAAUAAUAUUUCGAAUGUCGUCGGAUUUUUUGAAUUCGUGGCAAGAUUCUGCAAAGAAAAGAAAUUUCCUAUGUUUUUAUUUUUUUAAUUUAAUGUUUUUUCAGCUAUACUGUUUCAUUAUGUACUUGUUAACAUAACCUAAAAUUGUAUCGACAGCCGUCAAGAUCGACCCUCUAUAUGAAUCAUUGAUUGUACACAUAAACAUUUUGUGUUUUUGAGUUUUUAGGUAACAGUGCUAUACUAGGCAUUUUUAAUUACCUUGAAUACAAAAUGUCUCAUGAUCACUGGAUAUUUUUUCGGGUGGUUAUUAGAAUAAUAUAAUUGAUUCUCAUCGAAACUUCCUUCAUGUAUAUAUUUCGUAGUAUUAAUAAUCAUGAUAGGAUUUGAUGGUAUAGGCCGAAAGUCGUUAUGAAAAAAAGGUUUUUUUUCCUUUAAGUGGUUUUAAAAUCCAAUUAAAAACUUAAAAACCAGUAAGAUACGUUUUCCUGAUAAAUUAACAUUAUAUACAAUACUAUGCGUUGAGACUUGAGUACUUGCCAUUUGGCCGCCAUAGAUACCACUUUACAUAUGUUGAGUAUAUCGAUAUUCAUCAACAAUUGAAAAUUCAUUUAUAAUGUACUUUUUUAUUUGGGAAAAAAAUAAAUAAUGAAAAAGGCAACAAAUUAAAUUAUGGUCUUAUAAAUUUAUUGGUUUUUAAUUUCUUUUUGGAAACCUUCCCAAAUCUAUCCCUUCUAGUUACGAUAACGACUACAGUAAUAAAUGUAAUAAUAAAUGUAAAUGUACACCAGUUUACUGUUUACAUGCUACCACAGAUAUAGGAUAAUAGUCCCAUAACGACAGAUCCACGGUAUUCCCUGUUUCCCUCUAUUCCGUCAACGUAUUACCUACCAACUGUUCAAUUAUCUGGAAAAAAUGUGACUAAAAGAUAUUAUUAAACUAUAAAAAUAAAAAACACCAAUUAAAAUGCAGAGGCAAUAUUAUGACAAUUAUAACAGUUGACUUGUCAAAAAACAGUUUUUAAUAAGCCAAAAAUGAUGUCAUCAUAAACAUUAGCGCUAUAUAUAUAUACAGCGCGAAUAGAGCUAGGAAUUUAUAUUGUUUUCGAUAACACUUGAUAAUAAAUUAUAUUUUGUCUUUUCAAAUGCUACAUUUGUUAGAUAAACUAAUUAUCUUUUUAAGUUAUAUAAUACAGGUACGUUUGAAUGUUUGAUGAAUAAUAUUUAUGAUAAUAAAAAUUAUUUUACUUAAAUAAAACACGGUUUAAUAUUAAAGUGCAUAUCCUAAAAUAUAAAAUGCACCUAAUGUAUUUAGUAACUUCGUUAACUUUGUAUCAGUCAGCUUGAAUUCCUCUUUGGUCUAAUAAUUUAUCACUCUUUUGGAUCACGCAUUUAGAUUGAAAAACCUGUCUAUUUAUUCGUAUUUAGGUUCCAUUGUUCACCAUUCUGGCAUUCCACAUUUCUACUCAUUCCAAUUGCUUAAAAUGGUUUUCAUCUAGAAUGCGUAACAGAACAAACGUAUCACACAUCUCUGUUUCCGUAAUUUUAGUCAUUUGUUUGUUGUUCUAGCUAAAUCUGCUCUUGAUUAAAUAGUGUUAUCCAAUCUGCAUACUUCGUAAUUUCGUGAUUUUUCUUGCUGUAUGGCUUUCUGAUGCUCAUGAUUUAUUCUUUUUUUUCUACGCCAUAUGCUUUUCUUAUGCUAUUAUUAGACUAUGCAUAAAACUUGCGUCUCGAUUUAAGAGGCUUUGUCGAAUCGGCGUACCCGUAUAGUGAGUUAAGUGUCUUUUAUCCUGGUUGCAUAUAUGCAGUUCCUAAAAGGUAUAUUUUAAUUUCGAUUGUCGCCUGAAACAUGCCCGAACACUUCCUAUAUAAUUGGCUAAUUUACUUACAAUUAAUAAAAAAAAACUUAUAUUUCAUUAUUAGAUCAUUUUUUUAAUUAUACGCAUCAAAGCAUAAAACAAUUUUUUGUUUUGCCAAAUUAAAAAACAUUAUAAUAAUGAAAAAUUAAUGUCACUAGACACAUGAAACAUUUAUAAAUUAAACAAAAAGGUGUCAAGUACCUAUGUCCUAUAUACAAUAUACAAUAUACAUGUAUAACUAUAGAUGUAAUUAACUAAUCAUUAUAAUGGAAUACAUGCGAUCGCGAUAUGACGACGAACUUUCGUGUUAUUUGACUAUAGGUACACAUUCGCUGUUGAUGCGUCAUACUUUAACGAAGGAAACUAUCACUGAAAUAUAUUUCCAAAAAAUUGAAUGUUGAGAAAAUUUGAUUAAUUUAUUUUCCUCUUGAAAUUAUUAUGCACUUUUAGUUAAAUAUAUAUUUUAUAUAUUUUUUGACGAUUUCGUAAAUGUAUUAUAUUUUUGAUAUUUCGAAUAUUUGUUCAAUCAGAUACUUGUAUAUACGUAUCAGGUAAGCAUAAUACAGGGUGUCCCACGAAGAUAUACCCAGUAUGGUAUUUCCAGAGAUAAUAAAGAUAAUUCUGGUAUUUUAUAAUAUACACUGGGGGACUACAAAUAUUUAUACUUCAAUUUUUUUUAUAUAUAUUUAGUAAAAAACUUAAAAAAAUAACUUUUUAUUUUAUUAUUUUUGAAAAAUUUGAAGAUAGCAUUUGAUUAGAUUUUUCAUUUUUAGAUUUGAAGGUAGACAUUUCAUAGAGUUUAUUCAUCUGCCAAUUUUGACGUAUCAACUUUCUAUCUUCACAUCCUGUAUAUAUUAUAGUAUAAUAUGUAGUUCGCGUAUGUUUUUGUAGCGGUAGCAAGAAAAGAAAAAUGCUUCAACCUUUUGGCGGAAAAAAGAAUUAGGUACCUAGUCUGGUGGAAACAGGAUAAGGUUUAUAUUGUUUCGAAAAAAAUAUAUAGAUCGUUUCUCGAUUUUUUGUUGUACGAAAAUAAAAUAACGGAAAUAAAAAUCGUUAAGUAUACGAAUAUAAUAUAGGUAAAAAAAACACGACUCGUUAAUAUGUUUUUUAUUUUGUUCAAUGAACAUUUUUACAGUAAGGUAGGUACCUACCCACAAAAUAUAAUACAUAUACGUUUUAUUUACAGACGUUUUUUUUACGCCUACAUGGGUAUCGGUUCAAAAAUAUAUUAUUAUUUUACGUCGUUGUUCAAAAUUAAAUCUAAAUUCUAACAAUACUAUAUACUUUAUUGAUACGAUUUUUUUUUAUAUCUAUCUUGUUACAAUGAAAUCAGCAUUUUCCCGAGACUAUAAUUGAAUCUACCGAAUAUAGAUGUUAUUACAUUUAUACAGUUGAAAAAGAAGUCCAUAUAUUAUAUUCAAUAGAUUUUCACCUAUUCGAGCCCUUACCCCGGAAACAUUCAUAUACAUCUAAGAAUCAAUCAAUAGCCAAUAAAACAUUCAAUUAAAAAUAUACCUAUAUUUUUUCCCUUUUAAUUUGAAAAUUCCUAUGGAUUUUAAUGGGUAACAAUAUAAAUAACGAAAUAUAUAAUUUAUUUUCUAUCCGAAUUGUGUUUAUUUCAGACCUUACGAGUUAUCUCGUAUAUUCGUUAUUUUUGAAUGUAUCGGCUGUAUAUUUAAUUAGAUCUGAUUUAUUUUUAUUGCAAAAAAAAGUUGCAAUACCAAAUUAAAUUCGGUCUUUAAUGAUUGCAUAUACUUAAACUAAUUGUACCAAUUCUGGGGUUAAUGUGUAUUACGUAUUAAUCUACAUUAUGAGUUUAAACUCCAAACUUAGUUUAUGUAACCAAUACCGUAGAUAUAUGGGUACUGAACUAGUAAACAUUUGGGCAAAAGUUUUUUUAUUGCAGUAUUUAUAUUUGAGGCUAAUUCAAAAUGCAAUAGAUUAAAGAUACUCACGGGCCAUUAAACUGAUAUUAUAUGAUGAGGGAGCGGUAUUAGAUAAUUGUAUACGCUUACAAAACGUCACUAUAGAGUCGAGGAAGGGGACACAUUUAGAGCUCUACAAGUGCUUAUAAUAUAUGGGACAAAAAAAAAAUAAGACAUUUCGUUAUAGAUUUUUAACCUUCAAAUUUGUUGGCAGGUUCGGUGACAUGGUGGCCUUGCAGAAAAACAACACACUAAACGAUAAACUCGAGUACGUGGCGUUUACGUUAAUAUUUAUUCUGUUCGGAUUGGCCGUCGUAGCCGCGUCGCUCGACUUGUUGGUGCUCAGGUUCGUCACGAUGAACACGGAAGACGAGAGACGGGAUGAGGCCGAAGCAUUACAAGUAAAGUCGAUAUACUAUUAUAAAUAUUAUCGCGUAUAUUAGAAUAUAUUUGAGUAGUAUUUUAGACAAUGGUGGAUCAAUCCAAGGGGGGGGUCAUGAGGAAGUAACUGUAUGGCGUAUACUCGCUUCACUAAUUUUUUAUUCAGCGUAUACGUGCUAAAAAUAUUAUGAUACACGGAUAUGUGAUAGUAUAUCUCUGUUACUACCGUAUGGUCAUCAUUUUUUUUUAGAAAUACAUGACUGAUUUUAGAAAAGGAGACUAAUUUACCAGAAAUUAUAAAAUUCAAAUGUGAGCUUUAUAGUAGAUAGGUACCUAAUUUAAAUUUGAAAAUCCCACUUCGGAAUCUUAUCAAUGCUCCUACCUUUCUGCAGUCAACCUGUUGCUAUGUUUAAAUUUUCAAAUCUACGCAUUUCAAAGAUUUAGCUUUACAUUACGCUCACAUAAACACUUCUUUUUAUUAUUAGGUAUAAUUGUCUCGGGCCGACUGUGGCCCUCAAAUGCCCAUCUGCUGUCCCCGGCGAUGAUAACUUUUCCAAUUUUCCCUUCAAAUGUAGUUAGCAUGACCGAUCAUUUAAUUUAAAUCGUCUCGCUUUUCUAUGUUCGAACGGUUCUUCGAGUGAACUUUUCGAAGUAUUUCGGCUACGAUCAUAAUAAUUGGUGGCCUGGGAGAAAGUAUAUACUGAAGGUGGUAAAACUAUACAAGACGCGUCAAUGAAAAAUAAAACAUUCUUAAAUCAUUUUCAACGCUAUAAAAGAAAAAAAUAGUAUACUUAAAUAUUUUAAUACCAUUAAUAAGAUAAUUGAUGAAACGAUAACUAUAUAUUAUACAUUUUUAUCUAUUAUUAUUAUUAUUAUAAUAUCUUAUCGUCUUCUUCACCUUCGCCUUCAUGACAACUAUUUAAGGUUGGUCACCAUCAUCCUAAAUAUCCAUUUCACCAGUGUUGUUAAGGAACGCUUUCCUAAAGAAACGAUUCCCGGAAUUGAUUCCUUUUUAGAGGAACAAAUAAAGGAAUUAAUUUCAUUAUUUUUUAAAUGAAUAGGAACGAAAAUAUUUUAUUUUUUUUGUUUUUAACAAGGAAAUUAAUUUAAUCUAGUUUAUUAAAAUUUUGAACAUGUCAAUUCUAAGAAGUAAGAAUAAUUUCAUUCAUUUUCACAAUUUCAAUUUUCAUUUCACAUUCAUUUUUUUAAGAAAACUAGGUAUCUACACAAGUAACAAAUGAAAACCCUCAAUGCCAAAUUAAUUAUACAAUAUAUUUGAAUACUUCUAAGCAAAUUAUUAUUGAUAUUAUUAUUUUCAAAUCAAGAAUAUAAAAAGAUUAUUUUGGUAUGCAUUAGGUAUUCAUGAAAAAAAAAACAAUUAUCGCGCUUACAUGAACUUUUUUUAUAGUAGAAAUGAGGAACGGGUACGAAUUAUUUUUUAAAAAGAACUUUAACAAUACUGCGUUUUACCAGAUCACCCACAUCGUUCUCACAUACACCCGCCAUCCUCAUAUCAUUUUUAAUCAUAUCCAAAACCUCCUCUGUUUUAGUUUUCCUUUCCUCCUCUUUCCUUCUAUUAAUCCUUUUGAUUAUAAUCCUUACUGAUUUUGAUUCAUCCCUCCUCUUAGCAUGCCCAAACCAUUUAAUUCUAUUUUCUCUCAUUUUUUCCACUAACACGGCCACACCUAAGCUAUCUCAUAUAUACCUACUCAUUCCUUAUAUUAUCUUCUCUUAUCACUCCACUCAUCCACUUAAUCAUUCUCAACUCUGCUACACUCAUUAUCUGCUUUAUUUUUCUGUCUUCUUUCCAAUACUCUGACCUAUACACCAUAUUUGAUCUCACCAUAAUCUAGUAAAACUUACCUUUAAGUGUAGUUUGAAGAGAGGAUAUAUUUUAGCCAAAAAUAUUAUUGGCGACAGCAUUUUUGCUGACAAUAUUUAAUCCGAUGUUAUUUAAGCCGACAAAUAAAUAAUCCGAACCACAUUUUAUCUGAACCGUAUUUCAGCCGACAAAUCCCCCUCCACUACAACCAACACUUCAACACAACAGUAACGUAAGUAAUUGCACGUUGUGGACUGCAGAUUAGGUAAAGCAGAGCGCCCUAGUAGUGAAUGCGCGCACCGGUUGUUUGUAGCGAUGGUUGUAGUGGAGGGAGAUUUGUUGGCUUAAAUAUGGUUCGAAUAAAAUAUGUGUCGGCUAAAAUACGGUUUGGAUAAACAUUUUUCGAGUAAUAAAUAUUUUUCGUCUAAAUUACCGCUCGGCUGAAAUAUUUUCGGCUUUUUUACGCGCUUUCUCAUUGAAACCCUCGUGUCAUAUAAAACACCUAACGCUUCUCUCUACGUUAUCCAAACACACUUAAUCCUCACCAAAGCCACUAUUCUUUUAAACAAAAGACCCCAGGAACGUAAAAAUCUAAACCUCCCUAUUACGUAACCACUUGUUACCAAUAGUUUGUGCCGUUCUUCCAAACUCAUACUCUAUAGUAUACUUCUACUAAUCCUUAGUGCGUUAUUUAAGUAAAUAGUGAUAGGUAAUUUCAGAGAAAAAUUUUUAAAAUUUAUAUAGGAGAGCUACGAAUUUAUUAGGUAUGACUUACUUUAAAAAUAUUUAGUUACCUAUUAGGUACAUCAUAUUUGAAUAGUAUUCUCAUUUCCAAUAAUAAAUAUUCCUCUGACAUUGUGUUACGCCAGUAAAUUUUAACAGUAUAACAAGUUAACAUUGCAUCAUUGUUAAUAUAAUUACAAAUAUAAAUAUUACUAAAAAUAAAGUUUUUACAAUAUAGAUACUACGGAGUUUCAUCAGUUUUUUUAAAAUUCUUUAUCAUUUAGUCAAUAAUGGGACCCAUAUGCUGCAGUGGACUCUUGUUAAGCGAGUCCAGAAACGUUUUUGUUCUUCUGCUUUUUUCAUUUUAAAAAUUCCUCAUCCACCUCGUGAUUAUAGCCCAGUAAUGAAUAAACUUGGUCUCACGUCUUUAGCAAAUAAAAGAGUCGAAGAAAAUUUGGUAUUUUUGCGUAAGUUGAUUGAUGGUCGUCUGGAUGCUUCUUCUCUCCUUUCUUUAAUAUAUUUCAGAAUUCCUAGUCAAUCAGUGAUUGACACACAGAUGCUACACCACACCAACUAUGGUAAAAAUAAUCCCAUCUAUCGUAUGAUGCGUCUGGCUAAUGAGCACCUAAGUUUCUCUUAGUUUCUUUUAUUAUAUUAGUUUUUUGGUUCAUUACCGUUACCUGUUUUUAAUAUUAUUUUGUCUGCCACAAUUGAUUAUGUUAUACUAUUUUUUUUUUUCACUAUGUUUCAUUAUUUCUAUAUAUUGUCGUAAUUUAAUGUACUUUUAUAUUGUGUUACUUACUGUUCUUUUGGGCACCUAGUGCGUAAAAAUAUACAAAUAUACAUUUUUUUCUUCUCAAAAUGAUUACAAGUAAUCCAUGAGUUUUUCAUGGGGCAGUUUCGUCAAAGGCAUUUGAGAGCGAGACCACCAUCUGAAUCUCAUGGCAUUUAUCGUGUUAAAUAUUAAGAAAAGAAGUUUCAACAAUUUUAAAACCUAGGAAAGGAAUAUCAAUUUUUAGUUGAGCAGUAAAGAGUAGUGGCGAAAACGGGGGAAGAUAGUUUUUGAACGUAAAAAGUAUAGCACUGACCGGUUCAGGACUAUUUAAACAGUUUCGGAGGUGGCCCCUUUAAGUAUAUAACUAGGAGCUUCCCUUACCCCUCCCCUGAAUUCCUCGCAACUUCAUACAUGCCAAGUAAAUAUAUAUUGUUAAUGAGCGUAAUUAUCAUUACCUAUUUUCCUGUUAGAAGAGAGCGUAUUGAUUUCUUUUUGCUCCAUUCGAAAACUGAAAAAAAAACGACAAAAAAUAGAACUAUAUUAUUAUGCGUAUUAUCGUUUUAAUUAUGAAAUGUGUAUGCACUACUCCGGCAAAAAUAGUCGACGCCCACACUAUACAACGUAUAGUGUACAUGUAAUAUAAUAUGGCUGCAUUAUUUCGUUCACAUUCUGUAUCCCACAUACGUCCAGCUUGUCAUUUUGUGUAUAAUAAUAAUAUAAUGUGCGUAUUUAAAAUACUAUAAUCGACACAGUGUACAAUACAGUUAUUAUAUUUUACAAGGGAGACGCGAUAAUAAUAAUUUGUUAUGAUAAUAUUAUAUUAUAAAAUAAUAAUAAUAAUACGAUUGCAUGUUACCCGGCAAUAUAUUCGACAUUUCGACGUAGACAACUCAACUUAUUAGUAUACACAGUUACAACUAUAAUAUCAUUAUUAUAUUAUUUAAAAAUGUGUCGUGUUUGAGUUUUACUACGCGGGAAACAACGCAAAAAUUAAAAAAAUUAAAAACACUCGUGAACAGCAGAGCAGAAAGUUUCGUCACUGGAGUCGAAUUUUUCCCUAACCUCUUGUUUCCAUUACAUUUAAGUACUCAAAUUAAUAGUGAUGUGUACCAGGGGUCUAUUAUUAUAUAUUAUACAAGGUAUUCCACGAGGAUACUCCCAUUACAAUUUCUCUUGAGAUGAAAAAAUUCACCCUGUAUAAAUUAAUGUUCUCUUUCUCUAUACCUUCGUAGCAAGUCAUUUAUGGCUUUUGAAAUACAUUUUUUCUUCUAGGUGGAUUAGAGACCCUGGAUAUCUCCGCCCUCCCCCCCGAAACUACGCUACUAAUUACUUCUAAUUACCCCAGUUAUAUUUGGUUCUUCAAUGGUGUUGCAUACUUCUUCAUUUGAUCUUAUUUCAUAUCAUAUCUGUGUUGAACUAUUUAAUUUCGGUCCAGAAAGUUUUUUUCUACUAUUGCUAAUUUUCUCUUGUCCUCUAAAGUUGAUGGCCACGUUUUGCAUGCAAAGUUAUGAUAAGUCUUUUUAUUACUUUCUACAGUCUCAUUUUUGAUUUCUUUAAUAAUAGCUUUGAGCCCAGGCACUUGGUAGUGCAAGGAAGUGCCUAUUAUUUGUUAAAUAAGUUUCUUAAUUUUUUCAUGAUUACUAUUUUAGCUAUUUAGUUCCGUGCACAAUUACUUAAAACUAUGUUCUUUUUCAAAAUAGUAUUCUCCAAUUUGUAUAAUCCUUAUUUGAUGUCUUUGUGAUUGUUCUUUUGUUAUAUAUACUUGGUUUUGUUUCGAUUAUUUUAGAUCCUAUUUUCUUUGCCACUUCGUAUUAAUUCUUCCAUUGUUAAUUUUAUAUCGUCUUCAGUUUCCCCACAUUAUAGUUAAUAUAGUUAAUGAUUUUUCAACAUCAAUUCCUUUAUAUUUAAUACUUCGAGCUAUCACCUCCAGUGUGAUGUCAAAAAGUAUUGGAGAGGAUACAUCACUUUGCUUUAAUCCAUCCGUGGUUUUAAACUCUUUAGAGUGUGUUUGUCUGAACAUUAUUUUGUAUCUUGCUGUUUCUAUACACAUUUUGAUUAUUACAUUUAACUUGGCUGGUAUGUCAAAAAGUUCCUGAUCUUUUCAUAGGCUUCUCUUUUAACCGAAUUUUACGCUUAUUUAAAAUCCAGGAAUAAUAGAUGUAAUAUCGUAUUUAAUUUCUCUACAAGUGACUUAAUCAUUAGUAUAUGAUCAACUGUCGACUUUCUCACUAAGAAGCUACUUUGGUAGUCUCCUAUAAUAUCUACUGUAUAUGGUCUUGGGCAGUUGAGAAUAACGUUAGAUAGAAUUGCAUACGUCGUACAUAUUAAGAAUAUUCCUAAUAAUUCCUAUAAUCCAUUGGGUCUUUUUUUUAUAGAUAUGCAUAUAAUUGAUUUUUUUCAAUCUUCUGGUAUUUUUUCCUUUGUCCAUAAUUCUUUUAAUAAUCUACUUCACUUGUUAAUAAUUCCAAUGCUAUUUCGUCGUUCUCUGUUGCCUUAUUAUUUUUAACCAUUUUCAUGGCAAUUUCAAUUUAUUCUAAACUAGGUUCUUUAUCCUCUUUAUUAAUCUAAAAUAAAGCUAUAGUGAAAAGUUUAGCUUAGUUUUUUAAUAAAUAACUAUUUAACUCAAUUUUGGAGGGCCAGGAAAAUUAAUUAAAUUUAACAAAUCAUUUUCAAAUUUUACACAACUUUUUUAAUAACACAAUAAAUUUAUAUUUAAGGGGGAAAAUAAAUUUUAAUAAAAUAAUUUAAAAUUUAACUAAGUACUAUAUCUACUACCUAUACAAUUUAUGAUUUUUUUUAAGAAUAAGUGAUUGUUUCAAAAAUAAAAGCGAAUCAUACAAAUCUGAGAUCAGAUUUGGAAUCAGCAGCGAAUUUUCUUAUAGAAUUCUUAACUUGCUGACCAUAAAUAAAUACUUUGUUAGUCAGUGUUAUUAUUUCAAAAUUAUUUGAAACCAAACAACAGUUCAUACAUGGGUUGUACCUUUUUUUUCCCUAGUACCUAUAACCAACAUCAUAGAGGGAUUGUUUUCACAUAGCUACCUCGCUGCUGUCAUCGUUUAUUGUAAUCAAUAUAAUAAAUAAUAAUUAUUUAUUAGGUUGUGCUCUGUGUAUAUGUAUUACAAUAACAGUAAUAACAAAAAACAAGUUUUUAUUCAUAGGUAUCUAUUAUAAAAUACAGAUUUUUCAUUAAAUCCUAUAAAAUCCUAUAACAAAAUAUCAUUACGAAAAAAAUCUAAAAAAAAUGUAUGAUUGUACAAGUUAAUUGGAAAUAUAAUAAUCAAAAUAUCGUGGUCCCGGUGAGUAUAUAAUAAUAUACUUUAAUAUCCAAACACGUAAUAAAUAUUACUUACGUACAAAUAUUUAGCGUACACGGAGAAUUCACAAACGUAUAGGUAGGUAUUAUAUACUCAAUGAUAGCGCGAAGUACUUUUAUCGUUGAUUAAAUAUGAACAUAAAUUGAAUUAAUGUUUUUAUUUUAUAUUACUAAUUUUAUUUUCCACACACCUAACUACUAAAAAUAUUUUAACCCUACCACACCUUGUCUGUAAGCUAAAAACUAUAGUUAGUAUUAGAAUGUAGCUAUAAAAAACAAAUGCAAGUCUCGACAAAAACGGCAGUAUGGUUUACACACUAAUACACUAUUUAAUAGUGUGUAACAUGCGAUAGUGACUAUCAAAUGUUAAAAUACUGAAAUACUGAAGUUGUACAUGCCUGUUAAUAACUGUGAUAAUAACUUUUAUUGAAGUUCAAAUAUUGUUAUGAAAUAAAAUACAUUUUUUUUAAGAGCCUGGGGAGACAAGUUACCUUUAGCCCCUCCUUUCCAGGCCCGUAACCAGACCAAAUCAUCAAGUGGAGCAAACCAAAUUUUAGGGGAAACUACUAAACCAUAACAUACCGCUACAUAUAGACAUUUAAUACUUGUUGGGGAGGCAAUUAUUAGGUCCAGGAGAGGCAAUUCCCCCAUUUCCCUCGUGUCUACAGGCCUGCCCCCUCCCGGAAUUAAGCCACUGGUUUAAAAUACUUCUAAUAUCUUUUUUCAACUAUAUAAACUAUAAUAGGUAUAUAACUAUAAUAUAAAAUAUUAUUUUAACAUUUCAACCAUAAAAAGUGUGUAUAUAAUCACUGACGUAGGUAUCCAGAAAACUUACUUAAAACCUAUACGUUUUAUUUGUUUAUUGUACUAUAAGGAAUACUAAACAUUUAUCAUAGGUAUAAUAUUUUAUUUUGUAAAACCAUAAUAAUUUGUAUUAUAAUACCUAUUUCUGAACACCUAAGCGGCCAGGUAUCCACAAAUUUUUUUUUUGGUGAAUUUGUGAUUCAAAUAUACUACUUCUCGUCGCCACUGCAUAGACUUCGUGUGUACAGUUCCGUCUAUUCAUCCAUACGGGUCGAAUUCUCGUGUUUAUAAGCUACACACAUGUAAUGUUAUAUGUGUCGCCAGGACCGAAUAAAACCAAUUACCUGCGAGUGUGUGUAUAAAAUAUAAUAUAAUAAUAAUAUGAUACAUUCGCGAUGGAACCCGAUCUCUCUGGUCACUCAAUAUUUAGGGUUAAAAGUAAAAAUGUCGGUCAAAAAAAAAGGUCAAUAUAUUAUACCGUGUUCGUGUAUGCAAUUUCAAGUGUCACGUAAUAAACAUAAAAUAAACCCCCCUUAACAACGAUGACCUUUCGUUACAGUUUCGAAUAAUAUUAUUUUUUGGUCGAUAAGAAAUAAUAUCGUUAUUUUGCACAGUAUAUAAUAUAUACACUAUAGUCUCAUAUUACUGCAGUUAUCAUAACUACUUCAUAAAAAUAAAAAUAGAAUAUUGGUCUGCACGCAUUUUUUGUUCUCUAACGUUUUAUCAUAGGUAAAUAAAAAUUAAUAUAACACCCUAUAAAGGGAAUUAAUUAAAAUAUAAUGAUAACUAGGGUCAACAUUUUUUUUACACAUUUGCAUAUUGUUAUUGGUUGGUCAAAAAAUGAUUUAAUACCAAAAUGUAUUUCAUAACCCUACGAGUCUUAUUAAUACACAAUUUUAUUUUGUAUAAAUGACAUUAUAGGAUUUUAAGGCGUAUUUUAAGAUUGUGAGCAUUUUUAAAUAAUAUUUCAAAGAUUUCGUACAUUUUAAGAGAAUAUUUAGGAUUUCAUAUGUUGUUAAGACAUUUUCAUCUCGAUGAAUCGAGAAUCCCAAAAUAUCGGUCAAUCUUAGAAAAAAUACUUAUUAAUUUGUUUCACUCAAAUGAGUUGAUAUGGGUUAUUCGAUGUAUUGUAUGUACAUCGGUAUGGUUAGAUAAUCGUACAAUAAUAUGUCACAUGAUGUCUUCUAUAUACUUUAUCGUACCUACAUCCUAUCUACGUAUGAUUUUAAUUUUAUUUGAAUUUAUUAGGUUUUUUUUUCUGUAAGAACAUUUUUUGGUAAUUUGUAUGGCAUAAUUGUAUACAUAUUUACGGUUUUUAGGACAUGGUUCUCUUGGCUCUAAUGAUAAAAUUAUAGAAAAUAACGGCAAAACAUAAUUCCAGGUUGUAAUAGUUUGUUAAUCUUGACGUAAGUGUCUAUCCCUUUUUUGCGAUAUACAUGGAUUUCUCGGUUUUCCUGGGGGUUUCCAUUCCUCAAUAAAUUUCAGUUUCAAUUAUGAUAUGGUGUAAUUCUACACCGUGGCGUACCUAGUACAUCAUGUUCUAUCAUAUAUCAUCGUCGUUGAUAUUCAUUACUUUCGUCUCUUCAAUUGUGAUCAAAUAUCUUCAUUGGUUAGGUUCAUCCGUUCAGCUUAUUUUUACUGUUCAUCUCCAAAAACCAUUUCAAAUGCUUCAAGAUGUUUUUUUUUUUUUCACUCAAUCAAUAAUGCAUGCCUCUCAACCAUAAAAAGCUACACUACACACAAUAGUUGUCAAAAUAUAUCAGCUUCUCUAUUGUUCUACUCAUAUGUUCUUUAGGACCAAAAUCUUUUUUUUUUUAAACUGAUUUUAUCUUGCUCAAUUCUCUACGUGUUAGUUUCAUACGUAUUAUAUCGUCCACCUAUUGCUAUUGAACCACCUUAAUACUUAAAUGUAUAUACUCCGCAAGUUGGAUUCUUAAAUAGAUCUUCAAUACUCAUUUGUAUACACUGUAUACAUACGAUAUUUGUUUAUUACCGUUUCCAUUUCUAACAGAGUUCUCUGUAGGUUGUGUUUUGAUCGCACUAUGUCGUCUGCAAAUCGAAUAAUUGAAAUCAAUAUACCACCCACUUUGACCCCAUACCGAGUCUGUUUAGUUUUUCUUUAACCUCUUUAUACUUUUCUCUUUGUAAUAGCAGUUAAACAAUACUAAUAAAAGCAAGCACCCUUGUUUUACAACUGUGUUCAGAAUAUAAUAUUUUAUUUGAACUGUUUGUUUGAAAUGUUUUAUUUAAUCGGAAAAAUGAUAUUAUAUAGGAAAUUCGUACGAAAAUUUUCUUCGGUCCCUGGGAGUUCCAUUUGUUCACCGGCGCAUUACAUAUUUUUCCCCUGAAUGGAUCCGUUUAAUAAGUAGAUUAGUGUGUAAUAUCGACGAUUUAUUCGAGUACUGUACCUCAGCAAUAAUACAUUCGGAUUAAAUAAAAUAAAUUUGAAUGGUACAUGUCUGGAAUGAACGAUUCAAGAUACACAUAAAGAGACCCACAUACAGCACACAUAAAACAGAACGGAUUAAAAAAUUAGUACAUAAAUAUACGAGUAGAAUGGUAAUUUUAACUUUUUUAUAAAAGGACGAUGAGUUGCAUAUAUUAUAAUUUAACGUUUUAAUCCAAUUUAUAAAAUAUGAUUAAUAUUGUUGUUUAGUUUUAUGUUCGGUUGAAUACCUUUUUAAUUUAAUAUUAUUAAAUUGAAUUUGUUAAUGGAAGUUAUAUUGUUCGUUAAAUUUUAACUAUAAUUUUAUAUUUCUAGUGUAAGAAGUUUUAUGAAGAUCUGUAUUUUUUCGACAUGGUAAUUUAAAAGGUAUUUUGCCUGGGGUACUGUAUGUUUGAGACAUUUUUUUUCUGAUUCCCCAUAGUUUUUCUAAAAAUUAAAAGAAAACCGAAAACAAAUUCUGAUAUACAUAUUAGAUUUAUUUAUAUUGAUUUCCGGAUUACUUACCAAAGUAAGUAUCUUAUGACAGUCUUUCCAAAUACGGGUUAUUUCAUAUGUACCUAUUUAUGAAAUCACAACGAAUAAUCAAAAUAAUAAGAUAUUAUAAUACUAAGAUGAUUGAAAUUCCCCUCCUUCGAUACCGGAUUAACGGCCAUCACGAGUGUUCGUUUUUUAAAUUAAAUUAAAUCUUUAAAUAAUAAAUUAUUAUUACCUAUUAUUAUGCUCUGCCAUAGCAGAGGAUAAUAAUGAGAAAAAAAAAUCGAUUUUUUAAACAGCCCGCUAUAUGGGUAUAACUUAUCGCUCUGUUUGCGAGUAGGUAUCGUUAUAGAGAUUAUAAAAAACAGAUUUAUGCCGAUGUCGUGGUCGUCGUUAUGGAUAGGUAUACGAUAUUAUACAGUGUUUGUAGAAAAGAUUUAAGAGCAAAAGCUUUAUUCCAAACAAAAAAAUAACAGUACCUAUGCUUAUAAGCUUUCCGAACGGGCGGGAUUCAAUGUUUUUCUAUAGUUACCUUUUUUUUUCUCUUCCAGAUCCCAUUCCCUCAAUAAAAUUUGAGAACGCCUCCCGUAUAGAUAAUCCAUUGUUUUUAUCCAUAUGUAUACUUUCUGAUCUCAGCUUUACGUCAAUAUAGUUCAAGAUGGAGAUCGAGAUUUUUAAAUUAAACGAUUAACCAAGUAGUAACAUGAACAUAAAAAUAUUAUAUUGAAUACAAAUAAUGUGUAAGCCACGAGUAUUACUGUAAUGAUAUUAUGUAACAUGUUUCGGCAAUCAUCAGGUAACAAUAAAAAAUAAAAACAUUUUAUCAAUGUAAUAAAAAACCCGUUUAUUACCUAUUCUUUAAUACGGAUUCAAACAUAUUUUAUAGGUACCUAUGGUCAAGCGUGGUUUGGUAAAAAAGGGCAUGAAUUUAUACAUAAUUUUAGGACAAGUAUUGUUAAUAAUUUGGGUCGAUUUCAAUAAUAAAACAAAUUAUAAAAAGCCGGCAUAGAUACCAAAUUCACGCCAUGAGCAAGCCAUUAUUUAUUAUUUCUUGGGUAUUUUUAUCAGCGUUACCAAAAAGUAGUGACAACGAUAGAACUAAAGCAAUUAUUGUCUUUAAUACAUAUAAUGAUAUCGAUGUGAAUGUCUAAGCAGUAGUCAGAGAUUAGUUUAUAGGAGAAAAAAAAGAUUAAUAUUAUUUUAAAAUUGUUGUAAAUAUUUUUGUGUUUAAUUAUUUGUUAUGGAUAUAUCUAUAUUUAUUGUGGUCAUUUAGGUAAAAUCCGAAAUUGUGCAAAACUUAGAAAUAUUUACACAAAACACAAAAUGUUCACGAUAUUUGGGAAAGACGUCAUAAAAUGUCAUAUUUCGACUUUUGUCUAUACAAAUCUAAUAGUGAACAACCUCUUAAGGCAAAACUGUAACGUCCAUAAAUUUCAAUUUUUCACAUUUCUGAGCAUUUUUGAGAUUUACUCGAUUUCUGUUUUUGACCAUAAAAUAAUGUAUACUAUAUGUGUAUACAUUUUUUAAAUUUUUUUAUGACAUUAAUUUUAAUUUAUACCCACAAACUAUAUUUUUUUUUUAAUUGACUAGGAGAGAAAUUAUAAAAAAAAAAGUAUAAAUAUUGCUAAAUAGGAAACCCCGCGUGAUAUUUUGUGGUGUAUUGCAAUUUUUAAACUACUCCCACCUCUAUCUUUGAUUGAGCUAAUCAACCGAUCAACUGAUCGAACUGAUAUGCCCCUAAUUGUUAGUGUUUUAACGCAUUUUAACAUAAAUUUGAAUUGUAAAUGUUGAUAAAAAUAAAUUUCAAUAUUUUCAUCCGUGAAAUAAGAAAAUAAAACUUCAAAUUAGUAAAAUACUUUGGUUUAUGUACACAGUAUACCUAAAUUAUAAAGAUUUUCCCCUGCGGUAAUUUACUUGAAAAUGUUUGAAAUCCCAAUAGUUAUUCUAAAAUACUAAAAAAAAAAAAACCUAAUAAAUAACGAUUUUAUUUUUGUUGAUAUCUGGUUUACCUUGGGCACAAAGUAAAAAACGUGACUAACACUAUAACUUUAGCAAUUGCUCCACUCAUAAUUGUUUUUUCGAUGCCAGUAUCCCAAAUUAAUCAAUCUGUACUCAUGUAGCCUAACUUCCCAUUUACACCGGUGGUCUACUCAUGACGCAAAUUAAUAUUAUUAAUAUUAUUAACGUUAAUAUUAUUUUGAUGUGACUGAAUUAUUUUCUUAACACACUUUAACCGUUCAAUAAAAAUACGUCUCAAUGUACGGAUUUAAUCGAUACCCACUGAUUUACCGUUCCGUUCCGUUUUUUUUUUUUUUUUUUACAGGCUGCCCAGGGGGCAGUCCGUCUGGACGGCGAUGUGAUUACCGCGCACGGGUCCGUGUCCAGCCUGCCCACGGGUACCAUGACGUCGGCGAUGGGCCGGGUCAGGGGAUUGUCAUCACCGCCCGACAACGCAUCCGUGUGCACGUGCACGUGCUCGAGAAGCCGGAACGACGUGUACCGAUCCAGUUCGCCGCCGCGUUACUACGCUUCCGGUUCCAUCUACGAUGGCGAUGGCGGCGGCAUCGGCGACGUUGAUGGUGACGACGACGAUUGUGAGGAGCAGAACAUCAUACAGCUAGAUACGUUCUACGAUUCGUACCAGUCGACGGCGUCGGGUGCGGAUCCGUACCAGUGCCGACAGCGUGUCGUCCCGACGCAGCCACGAUCGUCCAUUUGA